Caenorhabditis elegans is the source of this 1240-nucleotide messenger RNA. RefSeq lists its product as uncharacterized. The transcript has 6 exons. The record is from RefSeq and is marked reviewed. Bases 515 to 1165 code for a protein of 216 amino acids. Lineage: Eukaryota; Metazoa; Nematoda; Chromadorea; Rhabditida; Rhabditidae.
AGAAGAAGAGAAUGACUGCCCUCCCCUGCUACUACUUCUGAUGCCAUUUUACACCUAUUGUAUUGUUGGCCCCAAUUUGCAUUUACAAACAACGAGAUUGAAAAGGAAUUUGAAAUGAGGAGAAGAAGGUGGAGAUAGAUGACUUGGAGGCUGGAUGUUUGGGAGACUAAAAACACCAGGUUUCACACUUUUUUUUGCUGAUUCUAGAAUGAUGGGAAAUAGAAUAUGAUUAGUAAACAAGAUCGUUUGUUAAAAAAAAGUCCAAGGAAGGUAUGCCCAUUGGUUUUUUUAUGCUAAGAUUUAUUUAAUCAAUCUGAUUCUAUUAACAAUGUUAAAGUUGAAACCAUGUUCAAUAUUUUUUUUUUGAGCAUUAAAAAUAUCCAUAUUCACCGUGAAAACUAAAAAGCUAACACUAAGAUUUUUUUUGCUCGUUUCUUUCUACACGUGAAGGGAACAAAUCCAGAAAAGCCAUCAUUUUGUAAAAUUACGAAGUCACUUUUGAUAGUUUCGUAUAAUGUUAUCUCUAACAGCUCAUUUGGUUUUAAUUAGCACAAUCAUCGUCAAAUGUUCUGCUUUCUCCAAAAAGCCCAGCGAGAGAGCCAAGCCUGCAGCCGUGAAAAAAGCUGUGGAAGAUAAGCAACCAGUGAAAGUGACAGCUUUCGAACAAGCUUCUUUGAACGAAGACAAGGCUGAGGCGAUGUCAAAUAUUGAGCCAUCUCCCAAGAUCUCAAACUCCACCGUGCCUACAGCUCCUACUCCAAAGAAGGAAAAGAAGGUGGUGGCCACAACCAAAAAAACGGAAAGAUCUGUAGCUCAGGGACCACCGCUAGUUUCGGAACAUAUUAAAGAUGAGAAGAAAAUGCCAUCGGUUCAUAAGCCAAUUCGAAAAGGAUCGAUUUACGCGAAUGAAUUAUUGACUGAAAAACCAUUGACUGACACUGAACCAGAACUUCAUCCAGACAAUCAUGUUGUGAAGGCCAAAUCGCCAAAACCAGUUGCUCGAACUCCAACUGCACGCCAUCGUAAUGCUCUGAAACCAGGAAAAAUCAAUGAUAAAAGUGAUGAUACACUUCAUGAUGCUCCAUCGAUUCAGAAAGUAGGAGGUCCCAGUUAUGAAGAUGCAGCUUCUGUCAACGAAAAAGAAAAAGAUGUCAAUCCGAAAUGAAUCAACGAAGGAAUGAGCUCGAAUAAAAAUGUAUUGCCCUUUGAAUACGAUUAAGUCAAUAAAAUGUUUGCUGUA